AUGUAUGAGGGUGGCAGUUGUUUUUGCACAUUGAGGUCCUCCACAAAGGUGGCACCUCACGGCAGCCUCUUGCAGCACCGAGGCCGUGGAUUGAGAGGAUGGGAGGGUCUGCUCCAACCACAAGGACAACGAGAUGCAGUGCGUGACGGUGAGGCUGAUCCGCGUGUGGUUGCAGCGCAUGCGGCACGUGCGCCAGUACGCGUUGGGCGUUGUGCUCAUGAUUGGGGAGAAGUGGCGGCACGACGUUGUGGCGCUGUGUGUGUUGUGCGUGGCCGGGGCAUGCCGGCGAUUGUGAGGACGUGGAGUACACGGAGCUGCUGGACUGAGGGAGGAGGUGGCGUACGUUGCGGCGCAGCGGGAGUGCAUGACGGACUGCGUGUGCUGGGAGGGCCCGACGAUCCCGAGGCCUGUGCUGGAGGGGCGCGUGUUGAAGUGAGCGUGGCGUGCCUGUGA
Trypanosoma cruzi is the source of this 453-nucleotide messenger RNA. RefSeq names its product elongation factor 1-alpha (EF-1-alpha), putative. Lineage: Eukaryota; Euglenozoa; Kinetoplastea; Trypanosomatida; Trypanosomatidae. Bases 1 to 453 code for a protein of 150 amino acids. The record is from RefSeq and is a predicted model, not a curated record. The transcript has a single exon.